AGCUGAGGAGAAACUUCCAGCAAGGCCCAGUGGGGAGCACUCAGGCUUGCAGCGUCUGAGCUGCCUUUUCCUCAGAUCUCAAGGAUUGAGGCCCUACCGUUUCCCAUCAGACCAACAUUUGUGGUUGCUGAGCCAGGCUGACUGUGCCCACCGCUGCUGGAUGGGGUUGAUGGCCACCCCUCCGGUCUCUCUGGAAGUCUUCCCUAGCGUCCCUCUGCCCAGCUCUCCGGAGGAACCCGGAGGCUCGCAUACUCCCUGGCACCCACACCCCUCGGCCUCUCCCAGAGCAGCAGUACCUGGGCCUCAGUGGACACCAUGAAGAGGAGCCCCUGGGUCUGCUGCCCCCGUCCCCUCCUACCAGCCUCAGUUUCCCUCCCAUCCUCGCCCGGCCAAGGCCCUGGCAGAAGCCCCUCAGCGUUGCUUUCCUUUUCUUGCAUGCCACGGCAAUCUCAUAACUCGCUGCACUCCUGGGAAGACUCCCAUACCUGAGGGGGCCAGUCCUCCACAGGCCAUGCCCCAGAUGCACGCACAGGCAAGAAUACUCAGGCCCUAACAUGCGGGAGUCCCAGAAGAAGGGGUGAUUUCCGCCUCCCACUUUAGUUACUCUGCCCCUCUGCAGUUGACUAAGCCAGCAAGAUCCAGCCAGGGCAUCCCCACUUCUGACCUGAGAGCCAGCUCCCCCUCCUGAAAAACCUGUCUGGGGGCCUGCCCUGAGGCUGUAGGACCCAAAGGGCAGGUUGGACAGGAUUCCCCUCCAGCCACUCCCACCCCAAGACAAAAUCAGCCACCCCAGGGGCCAGGCCUCACUUGCCUCAGGAAGCCUCAGCCUGCCAGCACCUGUCCCAGCUCCCAGCCCAGCUAUGGCAUCCCCACUGCCCUUCCGGACCUUGCCCUUGAACCUGAUUCUGCUGACUGUCCUGGCCCUGGGGGCUGCAGCAGACUUCAACAUCUCAAGCGUUUCUGGUCUGCUGUCCCCGGCGCUGACGGAGAGCCUGCUAGUUGCUUUGCCCCCCUGUCACCUCACAGGGGGCAAUGCCACGCUCAUGGUCCGGAGAGCCAAUGACAGCAAAGUGGUGAAAUCCAGCUUCAUGGUGCCUCCGUGCCGUGGGCGCCGGGAGCUGGUGAGCGUGGUGGACAGUGGGGCUGGCUUCACCGUCACCCGGCUCAGUGCAUACCAGGUGACAAACCUCGCGCCAGGAACCAAAUACUACGUUUCCUACCUAGUGACGAAGGGGGCAUCCACUGAGUCCAGUAGAGAGAUCCCGAUGUCCACGCUGCCUCGGAGGAAUAUGGAAUCCAUUGGGCUGGGGAUGGCCCGGACGGGGGGCAUGGUAGUCAUCACGGUGCUGCUCUCUGUCGCCAUGUUCCUUCUGGUCGUGGGCUUCAUUAUCGCCCUGGCACUGGGCGCCCGAAAGUGAGGAGGCCCUCACCAGGCAGCAGGCCUCCAGAGGGUCCGCGACGCUAUCCAUGUCCCCAGCCCCCGGCUUUGCGCUCUGUGCCUGCCUCCUUUCCUGAAAACGCUGCCUGCUCCCAGACCUCAACCUGGAGGCUUUGGCCUUUUCAGUGCCUUCACCUCCCCUCCCUGCCCCCUCUCACUGGAGCCCUUUCCUCCCUCUGCCCCUCCCCUUGUCCCCAGUGCCUCACCUUCUCCCCACACUUCCUGUCAUCCCCUCACCCCCACUCUUGUCAGAAUUGGCGCUCCUUCCACUUCACCUCUUUAAUCUCCCCCUCCCUCAACAAUUCACCCCUCCCGCAGUGAUGGAAGUCUCCAGAAUAAAGUCUGAUGCCGCCUC
This is a messenger RNA of Lynx canadensis (Canada lynx), 1793 nucleotides long. RefSeq names its product uroplakin 2 (gene UPK2). NCBI's taxonomy places the organism in Eukaryota, Metazoa, Chordata, Mammalia, Carnivora, Felidae. Gene Ontology annotation, biological process: epithelial cell differentiation. Gene Ontology annotation, cellular component: apical plasma membrane. Bases 861 to 1418 code for a protein of 185 amino acids. The transcript has 7 exons. The record is from RefSeq and is a predicted model, not a curated record.